AUGUUCAGGACCGGCGUCUGGGUGGUGAUUCUCCUCGCCAUAUUUUCAGCAGCUGCUCCGACCCCGCACUUCAAUAGCUUUGCGUUGGAUGUCUUGUCUAGUCCAGAUAGUGCGGCUGCAGACACUCUUUCCGUGGCGCCUUCCCCUGCGAUCGCGACGGAUGCUCCAAACCCUGCAGCAAAUUCCACUUUUUCAUCUAGGCCUGACUCACACUCUUCGGUCGCUUUUGUGACAACUCCGUCCGGAAAUUCCGGUCCGGGCGAGUCGCUGUUCCCGUCUAGCAACUUCAAUGGAGAGUCGACAUCAGCAUCUCCUCCCGAGACACCUUCGUCGGUUCAGCCAUCUGACAGCUCAAGUUAUUCGUCCCAAAUUGAGGCGUCGAGUGCUAGUCCUUCCGCAAACCCAGGCGCGUUCUCAGCGGCGUUUUCGCCCAGCAUUCUUCCAGUCAGCUCCACAGCGGUAGUUUCGACACCAAGUUUGGCAGCGUCUUCAGUUCUCUCUUCAUCCGCAACGCCGUUUUCGUCCGCUGUUCCCACUGAUUCAUCAGUUGGUCCCAGCUCGGCGCCGUCAGACCCUUCAUCUGCUGCUUCUAGCUCGGUGGCGUCCUCCUUCUCAGCUCCGACGAGUUCACUUCCAGCAUCUCCUGUUGCAUCGUCAACUCCUGCACCGUCGAGCUCUGUCUCUGCGAUUUCCUCGUCGUCAGCUGUAUCUUCGUUUUCCUCACCCUCAGCGUCAAGCUCAGUGACAUCAUCUCCCAUUGCUUCUGUUUCAGUUUCGUCAUCGUUGCGGUCGUCAUCGGCUGGUCCUACUCCAGUUUCUCCUUUCUCUUCGAACCUGCCGUCCAGUACGCAGCCUAUUGUUUCCUCACAGUCUACCGUGUCGUCCGUCGGCUCGCUCUCACAAAGCACUUCACUUCCUCCAUCGUCCGUAGUCCCUUCUUCUACUCCUUCUGGCUCGUCCUCUGGGGCAUCCAGCUCCACUCCCAGUGUCAGUUCAUCUAGCGGCUCAUCCGCACCCGUAUCUUCUCCUACGUCAUCACCCUCCUUGUCCGGUCCGACAUCCGUUUCGGUAUCGUCCUCUCCACCUUCAUCUCCUUCCCCCUCGACGACGGCGAGUCCGUCGCUACCUGUCUCUAGUGCCUCAGCUAGCUCCUCAGUGACUACUACUCCUGGAUCUUCCGUGCCCAGCUCUUCCACUCCUGCGUCAUCGGAACCUGCCUCUUCCUCUCCUGCAUCGUCCGCACCGGUCUCUUCCACUCCUGCCUCGUCGGCGCCUAUCUCUUCUAGUCCUGUGUCAUCUGUGUCGGCACCAUCUUCAUCGUCUGCAUCCUCCUCAUCUGUUCCCUCGCCUUCACCGACAACUGGACCUGCUGAGAUUUCAGCAUAUCUAAGUCUUCACAAUUCAUACCGUGCAGAAUAUGGCGCCGCGCCAUUGACAUGGUCCACUGAUCUCCAAGCUUCUGCGGAGAGCUGGGCGCAGGGCUGCCAGUUCAGGCAUUCGGACGGUGCGUUAGGUCCCGUGGGCGAGAACUUGGCCGCUGGCACUGGAUCAUUCAGCCCUUUGGCCGCGGUCAAUUUGUUCAUAAGCGAUGCUUCGCAAUAUGACCCGCUUAAUCCUACUUUCUCACACUUCACCCAGGUGGUGUGGAAGUCGACGACACAAUUAGGAUGCGCUGUUGCAUCGUGCGACAGCAUUUUCGAUCCGAGCUUCGGCCAGGCGACAUACCAUGUUUGCUUGUACAAUCCUGUCGGGAAUGUUGUCGGAGAGGAACUUCUCAACGUCCAAGCUUGA
Molecule: messenger RNA, 1791 nt
Organism: Sparassis crispa
Lineage: Eukaryota; Fungi; Basidiomycota; Agaricomycetes; Polyporales; Sparassidaceae
Exons: 4
Coding region: 1-1791 (596 amino acids)
Source: RefSeq, a predicted model, not a curated record